AUGGCCCUCUCCUUCCCCUCCGUUCACGAGACGCUGGGUGCCGCCUUGAUUGGGUUCUGUCUCGCCUGCGCGGUCUUUGGCAUUUUCACCACUCAGGUCUUCAUCUACUACCGGCAGUUCUACCAAGACAAGAAGGCCUACAAGAUCCUGUGCUAUGGUACGCCCGCUUGGAAAUCCCCGAACUUACUCUACCUUCAGAAGCUCACGGAGAAUGCCAGGAUACUGGAAUUCAUUGACCAGAUAUUCAUCGGCUACGCGGUUUAUUACUACAGCAUAUCAAACUAUGGCAAGGUCUUGGUCUUGUUCACGGAGGACAUCGUUUGGCCAUUGAUUGCUCAAGUUAUCGUCGGGAACUUGGUCGGAACGCUGGUCAAAUGUUGCUUCGCCCUGCGGGUAUGGCGCUUCAGCCAUCGCAACAUGCUCAUUACAGGCCCUAUCUUCGUUCUCAUCCUCGUCCAAGCAGGAUGCGCCAUUGCUUAUUGCGUUAGGAGUUUCCAACUGAACAAGUUGCUCUUCGCUUCGCGGCUUCGGGUGGUUGCUAGCGUCGCCUUGGGAUCUGGAAUGGCCACAGAUGCCUUCAUCGCAGUUGCCCUCUGCCUACUCUUGCACAGACUACGGACCGGCUUUUCUUCAUCUGAUUCACUCAUCAAUACACUCAUUGUCUAUGCGGUUAAUACUGGAGCCUUGACUGGUUUCAUCAGUUUUGUUACUCUCCUCGUGUACAAUGUCUUCCCCAAUUCCUUCUACUUUAUGACCUUCUAUUUCCUCCUCGGCAAACUUUAUGCAAUCUCGCUUCUUUGCACCUUGAACACUCGACGUUCAAUUAGGGGCAAGGGAACAGACCAAGCUGAACCACCGACUGUGAACACGUCCGGUCAUCGCCAUAACGGAGUUUACUUGGUUUCCCCAACGGCGAGUCGACACAAAACCCCUGUCCACUACCCAAGCAGCAGUAAUCAUAACAAUCACAUGAAGAGCUUGGAAAUCGGUGUUCACCAAGAGGUGUCUGUCUCGAUGAUGGAUAUCGAACGCAACAUGAAUGGUUUGAGGCGAUAA
Molecule: messenger RNA, 1056 nt
Organism: Coprinopsis cinerea okayama7#130
Lineage: Eukaryota; Fungi; Basidiomycota; Agaricomycetes; Agaricales; Psathyrellaceae
Exons: 17
Coding region: 1-1056 (351 amino acids)
Source: RefSeq, a predicted model, not a curated record